Molecule: messenger RNA, 619 nt
Organism: Xenia sp. Carnegie-2017
Lineage: Eukaryota; Metazoa; Cnidaria; Anthozoa; Malacalcyonacea; Xeniidae
Exons: 2
Coding region: 262-579 (105 amino acids)
Source: RefSeq, a predicted model, not a curated record
UGCUACUGAAGUGAAAUUUUGGGUAUCGAUUUUUUUCUAUAAUCAAAUAGUUCUAUCUUUCCUGAUCACUUUGGUAUAAUUUUUAUGCAUAUUGAAGCACGGGAUCAUCAAUAAAUUUUUGCUCAAAGUUGGGUUAAGCGUGCGAAUUUUUACCACUGAAAUAUUAUACGGAUGUGACGUAAUAAAAAGGACGGAAGUCGAAGUAUGAGCAUUGAUUUACUAGUAUUUUGUUAGAUUUUUAACACAUAUACACAAUAAAAUAUGAGUUCUUCAAGCAGUGAAAGCGAACGCAGUUCGGAUACUGAAAACUCAGAUAUGGCAAAUGAAAAUUUACUUUCAAAUUCCGGCGAUGAGGAUACAAUUGUGGCUAAUUCAGUGGUAAAUUCUUACGAAAAUGAACCUCUUGCGAACGCAGUCGGAGAGAAUUUUGUGUCGGUCGAAGAAGACGCAGAUGGCUUAGAACCUCGAACAUUGGAAGAGAGGUUCGAAGGAACCUUUCAGUUAGAUAAGUGGUGUGCAUGUAGCUUGGGUCGUACUCAACUGCUGACAGAUGCCAUUGAAUACCGUUGUUGUCAAUAGGUUGGGCCUACUUUACAUAAACUGGUAUUCGAUGUUAGCA